Messenger RNA from Aspergillus chevalieri, 1254 nucleotides. RefSeq lists its product as uncharacterized. The coding region runs from base 1 to 1254 and encodes 417 amino acids. NCBI's taxonomy places the organism in Eukaryota, Fungi, Ascomycota, Eurotiomycetes, Eurotiales, Aspergillaceae. The transcript has 3 exons. The record is from RefSeq and is a predicted model, not a curated record.
AUGCAGCUUCCUCCGAUGGAAGUGUUGUUAUCAUGGCCUCUGCCAAACUACGUCGAUCCGGUGUCUGGGGGCCCGGCCGUCUUGAUUGUGAACAUUGUCACCAUGAGUCUUGCGUUCUUGUUGACGCUGUUACGGUUGUAUACUCGGUUACGAAUCACAUGCACACCAGGACUGGAUGAUAUCUUUAUUGUGGUCGCUCUGGUUUUCGCUAUCGGAAUGUGCGUCGUUACCUCGUUGGCCGCUCAGGUAUGGGGAUGGGAUCGACACAUCUGGGAUAUCCCUAUGAGCUGGCUCCCGACCGUGCAGAAGCUGAACCUCGCCUUCCAAGUCCAAUUCUCCGUGUCCUCCAGCUUCACCAAGUUGUCGCUCCUCUGGUUCUGCAAGCGUUUGAUCGGCACAGGAGCGAAGGGUCUGUACCGGACAUACUAUUGGGUUUUGAUCGGAUCAAUGGUUUUUGUGGGAAUCUGCUGUAUCCUGUUCGAGCUGGUCAGCAUUUUCCAGUGUCGCCCGAUCCAUGCCUUUUGGGACUUGGAGCCCCAGUAUCCUCAUACCUGCCUUAACGAUGGAGCCGCCGUCUUCUCCGCCAGUCUUAUCAAUAUCCUUACCGAUUUCAUGUGCACCGUCCUUCCCAUGCCAUUGAUUUGGAACCUGAAGCUGCCCACCCGCCAACGGCUUGCCGUCAUGUCGAUUUUCGGUUUGGGUAUUGUCGUCAACGUCGCUGGCUCCAUCCGUACCGCCUAUGUCUACGAGAGUAUGCUUGGUACCUACGAUGCUACCUGGAUGGGCUGGCCGAUUUUGUUGUCCGCCGCUGUCGAGAUCAACUUGGGAUUGAUCUGUGCCUCUGCACCAGCACUGCGACCUCUCAUGGCAUCCUUCCUCCCCCGACUGCUCCAGACCACCCGCCAGUACGCCUACUCGUCCAGCAAGCGAGCCUCGAAACUCUGGUCCACCGGACCAUCGAAAUUCUCGAACGCGCUCGCCUCGAACGCCAACGGCGACCUGGAGGCGCAAGACGCUCGUCUCGAGGUGCUCCGAACCGUCGAGAUGGAAUCAUGGUCCGAAGCAAUGAACAAAACCAUCACCGUCCCCAACAUGUACAACGUCACCUCGAGUCACACUCGCGCGCCAUCAGCUUUCGACAAAGUCGAUCUGAAGACCGGCGAGAUCUGCCAUGCUUCAGUACCCAGCAGCUCGUCGGGGCCAUCAUCCCCGCCUCCGAGUCAGCCACGAUCGCCACUCGAGAAAGAGUUUUAA